Messenger RNA from Botrytis deweyae, 1011 nucleotides. RefSeq lists its product as uncharacterized. Gene Ontology annotation, biological process: D-ribose metabolic process. The transcript is spliced from 4 exons. Lineage: Eukaryota; Fungi; Ascomycota; Leotiomycetes; Helotiales; Sclerotiniaceae. Gene Ontology annotation, molecular function: ribokinase activity. The coding region runs from base 1 to 1011 and encodes 336 amino acids. The record is from RefSeq and is a predicted model, not a curated record.
AUGUCGCCAAAAAUUAUCACCGUCAUUGGAUCUCUCAAUACCGAUCUCGUAACGCUCACCCCCCGCGUUCCCACUGGCGGCGAAACUUUAACCGCUACGUCCUUCAGUACUGGUCCCGGCGGAAAAGGUGCCAAUCAAGCUGUGGCAUGUGCUCGUCUCUCAAGACCCAAUCCCGCUUCCGCUCCAUCUCAUACUAGCGAUGUUCUGGUCAAGAUGAUUGGUGCAGUUGGUGAUGAUGAAUUCGGUCCCUCCCUUAUCUCCUCCCUCAAAGACUCUCUCAUCGACACAACCUCGAUCCAAACCAUCCCCUCCCAAUCCACCGGCGUAGCAGUAAUCCUCGUGGAAUCCGAUAGCGGCGAAAAUCGCAUCCUCCUUUCCCCAGGCGCAAACCACUCCCUCCUCCCCUCCACCUUCACAGCCCCCACCUCCCUCAGCACCCCCCUCCCCACCCUGCUCGUCCUACAACUCGAAAUCCCCCUCGAAACCGUCCUCCAAAUCCUCACCCUCGCCUCCAACCUCUCCAUCCCCAUCCUCCUUAACCCCGCUCCCGCCAUCAAACUCCCCGACUCCGCCUACCCCUCCAUCACCCACCUGAUCCUCAACGAAACCGAAGCCGCCAUCCUCACUUCGCGUCCCGUCUCCGCCGUCGAAGAUCCCUCGUUUGAUUGGCGCGUCGUCACAGAUGAGUUUCUCAGCAAAGGCGUCAAGACGGUUAUCGUAACGCUCGGGUCGAAAGGAGCCAUCCUUGCGACCUCCAAGACCUACACCCAUAUCCCCGCCGAAUCCAACAUAAAAGUAGUCGACACCACCGCCGCAGGCGACACAUUCGUCGGAGCCUACGCCGUCGAUCUCGUGCGCCAUACUUCUUCAAACACCCAAUCCGCCGAUCACGAUGAAAUCCUGCUCUCCGCCGUUCAAAAAGCUUGUAAAGCGGCCGCUCGAACAGUCGAGAAAGAAGGUGCUCAGAGUGCGAUUCCUUGGGCUGAUGAGAUUGAUGUUAAGAGGAAUUAG